Molecule: messenger RNA, 5899 nt
Organism: Thecamonas trahens ATCC 50062
Lineage: Eukaryota; Apusomonadida; Apusomonadidae
Exons: 3
Coding region: 1-5883 (1960 amino acids)
Source: RefSeq, a predicted model, not a curated record
AUGAGCAGCCCGAGGACCAGCGCUGCUGCGCCGGCCGUUCCGCUCAACAUCGACCUCCCGCUGUGGUCAGACUCGUUGCUUGCCUCGACUCGGUGGCACGGCUCGUCUAAGCCGCCUUCGCCGCGGUCGUCGCUCGAUCCAAAGCCGAGGACAACCGGCAACGGCAGCAGUCACGCUAGUUCGGGUGGGGCAGGAACCGGCAGUGGCCGGAGCGUUGGCGAGCGGUCGUCUCUGGCACACCAGGGCUCGGCAUCGGCGACCUCUAUCUCUCGCGGCUCGCGCAAGUCACGCAAGUCUGGCCACAGCAAUGGCGGGAGUGGCGGCGGAAGCGGUCCCUCACCGGGGCCGUCGGCGCCGAAGACAUCAUCUUUCUCGCCGCUGUACGAGGAUCUUGUGUACGGCGAGCCCAAGGUUCCCAAGUCAAUGGCCGCGCUCAUCGAUCACUGGGAGAGGCUGUAUCCGUGCUACCUGCGGACGUACGGGACAACCACCGUGUCUGUACCGAGUGGAAGCGAGAGCUCGUCGAGCUCGCGGAGCGGUGGUAGCGGCAACGGCAAGAGCGGCGAGGCGAGUGGCGGAGACGGCGAAGUGACGGCCGAGACCGCGACUGGCGCCUCGAUUGCGAGCCGACGCAAGUCGAUGUCCCGCCACCUUUCGUCACAUGAGCUGGUCUCGUCGCACGGCGUCUCCCUGGCGUCGGCGCUGGAGAAGGCACAGAGUCAGUAUGUGAGCCAGCAGAAGGUCUCGGUCCUUCCUGCGGUGCCGGCUGUCCACAUUCCGGUUGUCCGCGAGACCGAAGUUUCGAUUGCCAGCACCAUCGGCAAGCUCCCGCAUCCGCUACAGUUGCUGGUUGACGCCGGCGUUGCGCCCGGCACGCCGCUUAACGAUGUGCCGUCGCUCCUUACAACCAUUGCCAGCCAUCUCGGGCACUCGGGCACGAUGAAGCGCAAAGCGCUGGUGUUUGACAACGACAAGGCUAGCAGCGGUGGCGGUGACGACGAUGCUGCCCCCGGCUCGGGCGGCUCGUCGCACAAGAACACGGCCUCCAGCGGCCACGCGAGCAAAGCUGCAGCCAAGCGCGCGCGGCGCGGCAAGUCUUCCAAGGUUUCAAGGCGGGCCACCGGUGGCGAUGCUGGCGGUGGUGCUUCGGGUGGAGGCGGAGGCGGUAGCUCGGGCGGCGGCGAGACGGCGACGCUGCCGCGGAUGUGGAAGACGUGCGAUGAGGGUGUGGUGCUCGAUGGUCCCGCUUCGGCUCCGCCUGCCAAGCUCUCGGUCCUCCCUGCCAAAGUCACGGAGGAGCGAGUCUCGGACGUCCGCGACAUGUACGGGCUCGUUCUUCCGUCGGAGCGCGACGAGACGGUGAUGACGUUGGCGUGGACACUUCGCAUCAUGCACAUCAAGCGCAAGACGCUGGCACGGAGCGAUUUUCUGUGGGAGAAUCUCUAUCCGCAGGUCAACGGCGUGCCGGUCUUCAAUCCAGCGGGCAAGUACCUGCUCAAGGUCCAUCUUGGCGGAACGGCCUACGCGCUUCCGUUUGACGACCGGCUUCCUGUCUCGGCCUCGGGCGAGGUCCUGCUGCCACGGUCGGCGCAUCGCGGUGAAGUCUGGCCGUGGCUGAUGGCCAAGGCGCUCCUGGUUCUUCAUGCUAGGCUUGGACUGGUGGAUACGGGCACAAGCUCGAGUGUGAGUGUCGGCGUUGUCGCCCAGCCCGCGCCUGCACGGCCGCUGGCGUCUACCCGGCCUGCCCCGUCACAGCGAACCCUCUCUGCGUUACACCGGUUCCUGCGGCAGGCGCCGUCGGCAUCGGCGACGCCGUGGAUGCUCUCGUGGCUGACGGGGUGGGCACCAACAGCGGUGCCCAUUCCGCACCCGUCGCAUGCAUCCGAACUUGCCGGCGAGCGCGUGUGGGAUGCCAUUCACGACGCGGUCAAGCGGCAGCUGAUUGUGGUGGCCGAGGCGCAUGUCAACUCCAAGAAGCACGUGUAUGUGUGCCUGCAAACUAGAAUCCACCCGGUCCACGGCCGGCAGUUGCUAGUGGAUACAGCGACGCCGCCCAAGCCAGCACCGUCUGGGGCAUCGCGGACGGCUCCACGGCCGGGCAGCUUUGCUGCGGUUGACUCACCCGGGCGGGCCCGGGCGGCGCCCGAGGUCCAUGCGCCUGUCCGGCGCCGGCCGGCGCUCGGCGAUAUGGCCCGCAUCCAGCGGACGGCUACCUUCCACACCAUGCCCAACGUUGCACAGACCGGGGCGGGUACCACGUCCAGCGGGCCGCGGCCGUCGUCGCCUUCGGCCUCGUCCGAGUACUACGACUCGGCCGAGGCUUCAGAGCGGGCGACGUCGUCGGCGUCGUCGGUGGCCGAGGUGCCCAAAGCGCGGCGGGCAGUCUCGUUCGCCGAGUUGCCCGACGUUGCACCGAGCGGAGCUGGGCCGUCGGAGGCGUCAACACCGACCGGCGUGGCUGGCCACGACACCGCACGCGAGGCUACGCUCGACGCGCCGAUCAAGCUCCCGUCUGUGGUCAAGCACCCUGUGCGGAUCCAGCAAAAGACACCCGAGUGGGUCUCUUACCUCGACUUUAUGGAGCUGUUCUCGGUCCUCUUUGUUUUCCGCGACCCGCGUGGAUACCACGCGCGGCUGGCGACGCAUGUUGUGGACCCUGCCCGCGAUGUUCUUGCACCGCCCAAGCCGGCGCACCACGCGAUCCAGCUGGGCGACGUUGGGGUCGACGACCGUGCACCACCAGCGCUGGCGCGCUAUGCGCUCAUGGUCGCAAACCCGAUGCGUGCGUACCAGUCGUCGUAUGUGGGUGCAAAACACGCGAGCCUCUCGAUCGGUGUCGGAAACGUCGACCUUGCCAAGGCCUCGGGCCUCAACACCUCCAGCAGUGGGACGGAGAGCCGCAAGAGUGCGUCGCGCAAGAAAAAGUCUGCCUCGGGUGGCGACGACAAGGCUGGAGGAAGCAGCAAGCGCGGCGGAGACAGGCACGGAGACGGACAUGGGUACGGGCACGGGCACGGGCACGGGCACGGGCAUGGGCAUGGUCACAGUCUUGGCGCAAGCAGCGCCAGUGGUGUAUUAGGGCGCGACAGUGGCAAGCGGCAAGCACGCUCCCGCGGCGGCGGCGGUGCGGUUAGUGGCGAGUCUGGUGAUCAGGGAGCGACAAGCACCGGGCCGACGUUUGCCAACUCGUCCGCGGCGAGUGGCAUAGGCAGCAUGCUAGGCGGGUCGUCGAGCGAUGCGCUGGCGAUCAAUCCAUUUGCGGUGGCCGGCCGGGCGGCGACGCCAAUGAUCUUGCACGUUGUCGUAUCUGAAGCCGCGGUGAAUGACGUGAGCGGUGGUGGCGGCGGCGGCUCACGGGUGUCGAUGGCAACCUCGACCUCGUUUGACUCGGACGACGAGUACUACGAUGACGAGGGCGACAGAAGCGAAGGUGGGAGCGGAUCAGGCUCUGGCGAGAGCGGAGAGCAGCGGCGGCGGCGGCGGACCGGACCACCGCUGGUGAACGGGCAAGCGUACACGGUUCCGCCACCACCAGGCAACGAGCUCUCGCUGGUGCUUGCAGCGUCGGGAGGAAACUCGGCGACGUCGACGGUGGUGCUCAACGGGUUUGACUGGCGCGAUCGCGGAAACCGGCCGACCAUGGCGCUGGUGGAGACGCCGCCUGGAGAGGUGGCGUCGGCGAGCGUGCACCUGAGGCCGGGCGCGCACACCUUUACUGUUCACGUCGACGGCGCGCCCGGCGACGUACUCCUGUUCUUGGGCGGGGCAUGUGUCAAGAUCUACCUCGCGCCCAAGCAGCGCGUCUUGGAGACCUUCCUCGGUGUCCACGUCCAGGAGUUUACCGGGCGGGUGCCGGAGGCGCCAGACCGGGCGUGGUCGCUCUGGUUCCGCUACAACAUGCGCGUCUCGCAGCAGCUUCGGAUGUCUGUACAGCUGUCUGUGGACACGCCGCUGGCGGCCAAGUAUGCGCAGCUGUCUGUGCUGGACCACUCGCGCGAUGAGCGGUUUACGACGCCUCUGCUACACACGGCGCAGGCGCGGGUGUACAAGCCUGUUGCGGCAACAGGCGCCGACGCGCUGUACACUGUCCAGGCCGAUUGCAUCGUCCCGCUCGAUAAGGAGGCCGGGCAGCCGUUGUCACCGGUGGCCGAGGAGACGAAGAGCGUGGUGGAGCAGGGUUGGUACCGGCGGUCGCACCGCGGCAUGGUCUUCCGCUACGUGGUGACGCCCAAGGACGACGCCACGGUCGCGUUUGCUCUCAAAGUUUUGGACCCGCAGGUCAAGGUGCAGCUCCGAGUCCUCGACGUGGGAACAGCGCUCACCGGGGCGCGCCUAGAUGUGGUUGACGCUGCGGCGCGGGUGCUUGGCGAGGCCGAGGCCAGUGGGCGUGUCGUGCUGCCAUACGUGCGGCUGCCUGCGGUGACCGAGGGCGGUGGGCCGUCGCUGUCGCCGGCCGAGGCGAGUGAGGGCGGCGGCAAUGGAGGCAAGGCCGGCGGGGCUGGGUGGCUCAACAGCUCGGCGUCGUCGCCCCUGGGCGGCCUUACCACGCUGCUGGAAGUUGACGAAAGCGCUAUCGGCGGCGACAACAGCGGGGCUGGGGACGGCGGUGUGGGAGGUGCUGUGACGCUCCAUCGCGGCUCGCGGUACGUGGUGGUUGGCACGCUCCAGUGUGCCAGCUGGGCCGGUUCGUUGGCGUCGCCAGACUCGCUGUCGGACGUGGCGCGCGCCUCGCCAGAUGGGAUGUCGGGCGCAGGAGCACCACCGAAGCGGCGGAACCGGUCGCGGCGGAGCGGCGAAGGUGACGAGUCGAUGGUUUCCGGCUCUGGUGCAGGCGGAAUGAGCGCGGGCGAGCCGCGCGACGCGACGCGCGAGAAGGAGAAGGAUCGCAAGCGGCGGUCCAAGUCACGCGAUCGGCGAGCUAUGUCAUCCAAGCUGCGGACCUCCGAGUCACGGUCCAAACUUGUGGAUGAUGAUCCAAGUGAGGCUAAGCUCCCAUGGUCGCUGACGGUGUACUCGGACGUGCCGCUUGGGCUCGAAGUCGACGACUCGCGGCAAAAGGAGCUGGAGACGAUCAAGGAGAGCUGGGAAGCCGAGGCGCCCGGGCGGGCGACCAAGGCGGCCAAACUCCGGGCCUUGUGGCUUGAGUCGUACGCACCGUCGGGCGAGCUGCGCAGCGGUGUCUCGCUGGCAUCUGUGGCUGAGCGGACAGCGUCGUCGUUGUCGAUGACCAACGAUGACGGAGCGCAGCUGAAGCGGUCGGCGUCGCGUAGCGGACGGCAAACACCGUCGGGCUCUCGGUCGACGCGAUCGUCACGGUCGUCGAAGAAGCGAUCGACGCGCGAGACUGCGCCGCCACCGGUCGACGCACACCCUGCCAUCACCGACGAGCUGCGGGUGGCGACAAGCAAGCCGGUCAUCCGCGGCGCGGACGAGGAGUCGGUGCUGAAGGACGCCGAGGCGCGGGCAGACGAGGCUGAGUGCAUCCGCGACGCCGAGCGGGCGUUCCGGUCGGCGCGGCGCGGCGAGUGGCGACGACGCAACCGGGAGCGCAAGGCCCGGAACAAGAGCCACACCGCGUUCGAUCACGAGCUCGAGUCGCUCGGUGCCAAGCUGCACCGGUACCGAACGCGAGAUGCGCGGCUCCGCGAAAGCUACCGCUCGCGCAAAGCGGCCGAGCACGCCGCGGCGCGCGAGGCUGCCGAACUAGCGGUGGCCAAGGAGCGUGAGCGUGAAAAGGAGGCCAAGGCCAAGGAGCGCAAGGUGAACAAGCGUCGGCCGCGCGAGCGUGGCGAGCGUGGUGAGCGCGGUGAGCGUGGCGAUCGCACCGACCGCAGCGAGCGCACCGACCGCAGCGAGCGGGUGGGCAAGAAGGAGCGGUUGUAAACAGUGAAAGCAAGCA